Papaver somniferum (opium poppy) is the source of this 597-nucleotide messenger RNA. RefSeq lists its product as uncharacterized. The transcript has a single exon. Bases 109 to 300 code for a protein of 63 amino acids. The record is from RefSeq and is a predicted model, not a curated record. Lineage: Eukaryota; Viridiplantae; Streptophyta; Magnoliopsida; Ranunculales; Papaveraceae.
AACAAACACAACUCAAAGAAAACAAACAGACUCUGGUUUUGUGAGUGAGAAAGAGAGAAAGAAAGAUUUAAUCUUGAGAAGAAGGUGUCUCAUACUCAUAGCUGCAAGAUGAUAUUGGUGGCGAUCGUGGCAGAGAUGUUAGAGGAGUACACACAAAUACUCACUAGAGUAUUGGUACCAGUGUUUCGUGAUGCUCCAUUUCCAAGGCGUGUUAGAUUUCUUAUUCUCAGACGUUUGCCUUACUCUUCUACUUCAUCAUCUAAUCUCCCAUUACUUCCUUUUCCAACUGCGCGGGUUUGAUCUUAAUUUUCUCUUUGUAAAUGUGAUGAGAUUAAUUAGUUUAUGUAAAUAUAAGUAAGUAAUUUCUCUACGAGUUUAAUUUGAUAGUGCCUAAAUUGAUUAGAUUUUAACAUGAAUAACUCGCUCUAAUUUUGUUGUAUUCAUCAAGUUGGAGAGUGAGUGUUACUUGAGGAAAACAGUAAAGUAGAAUUGUGAUUAAUCAAAUCUUCUCCUUGCAAAAUGUUACUUAAAGGACUAGGUUCAUCGUUAAGAAUCUUUAUGACCCUUUCAGCAUCCCCAACUUUGUAAGUUCCGGCG